UGUCCCAUUGUGGACAUUUCCCUUUACUUCAUGUUUCAUAGCCAAAACAGGAAGAAUGGAAAUCCCAGCAAAGUGAGCAAAUUGUUGGUUAUCACCAGGGCUACUAAAACUAGUUUCCCGUUGGAAGAUUUCCCUUCUAUUGCUGUUCUGGUGACAACAAAAAAAAAUUAGCUUUCAGUUAUACAGGGGGGCAGACUGACAACUCAUGGGGCCCCCAGGCAAUAGGGGAUCAUGGGGCCCCUGUGUCCUUGCCCAAACUCAAAAAAAGCCUAUGAAAAAGGUACCAGGGACAUCUCAUGGGGCCCCCUACUGACCCCGGGCCCUCGGGGGCAGUGCCCGAGUUUCCAAAUGAUCAGUCCGCCCCUGAUCACCCCUAUCUGGACAAC
Messenger RNA from Staurois parvus, 386 nucleotides. Lineage: Eukaryota; Metazoa; Chordata; Amphibia; Anura; Ranidae. The record is from the annotation of a GenBank genome assembly.